Molecule: messenger RNA, 1031 nt
Organism: Pelmatolapia mariae (spotted tilapia)
Lineage: Eukaryota; Metazoa; Chordata; Actinopteri; Cichliformes; Cichlidae
Product: linkage group 3_W C11orf68 homolog
Exons: 3
Coding region: 130-873 (247 amino acids)
Source: RefSeq, a predicted model, not a curated record
CGAAUUUGUGGACGAGAUACAGAGGAGCUGCUGCGCUUAUGCGGAAGAUCAACACUGAACAACAAACUUCGACAUCUACGGCUAGAGCAGGCUUCUGGACUUGUUUACUCGUGUAACUGCUAUACCAUUAUGGAGGAAGAAGAGGGCCCUGUUGAUGGCGAGAUGAGGACCCCCUUUGCUGCAGAGACCUACGCUGCUGAAGCCAUGGCUGCAGACAUGGACCCCUGGAUUGUUUUUGACUCUAGAAGAACUCCCAGAUCCGAGUUUGAUGGCUGGUUGGAGAGUAACAGGCCCUCACAAGUGUCCAGAUUUGGAGACGAGGAGGGUGGCGUCAGCCCUGUGGGGUGGAUUGCUGUGGUGGGCCCAAACCACUGCCCCAGUGGUGCGGAUGUCACAGGACUCCAGGAGAGUUGGGAGAAACUUUUGGCGAGUUCCCGGCCUGUCACCUUCCAGACAGUGAGGGAGCUGGCCCUGAACCAUAGGGUACUCUCAGGCAAGUGGCUUAUGCACUUGGACACUGGUUUCAAGUUGGACCACGCUUGGGAAUGUGUGGCCAGAGCAGCCCUAGAUGGCAAGAUCUCACUCGUUAAAGUCAGCCCAUUUGACCGCAAGGCAGAGGGCAAGCAGGUCAUUUGUGCCUAUAACCAGAACUUCACUGAUGAGAAUGAGGUCAUAAGGCUGGAUUCAGUCAUUCGUGCCACAGGGGUCAAAUGCCCUCUCUCCUACAAGCCAGAUGUGUAUACAUACCUGGGAAUCUAUCGGAACAACCGCUGGAAUGUUUGCCCCACCAUAUACGAGAGCAAGUUCGACCUGGAGUGUGUGCCCAGGCGUUCCCACAUCAUCAACAAAGUUACCAAUCUUGAGGUAACAUAAGCCACUCAGACCAAGAGAGGAGCUUUGCUGUAACAGUAUGUGAAGAGGUGCGUGAUGAUCCCAAGAGAUUGGUUGGACACUACAGUCCUCUGACUGCAACUAUUUAAAACAUCAUUGGUUGAAUUCCGAUCACAAGUUCUUCCUUUUUUUUUUUUUCU